GCAAGUCUCUCUGUUCGAAAAAAAAUUCCAUGCCGCGAAGAAAUACGUGCGUCGCUCCGUUGUGAAAACCAGUGAAAAUCUGAAAGAAAAGCGUGAAAACCACUCUAAGAAAUAAAAGUACGCAAAUUAGUAAACAAUGUGCUGAAACUAAUACCGAUUUGGUUGUAAUUUUAACUGUAAAACAAUGUUUUCGCUCUUUUUUUGGUGCUAAAACGACGCCGUCGCACUCGCGCCUUCUCUCUCUCCCACCCUCAAUUUUCUACUUGCUUUUGUGCUGGUCGUUCGCCAUAAGAUUGUUUACGAAUUGCUGUGAGUGGUAAAAGUGCAAAAGAUUGGCGAAAAUUACAAAAAAUCCAAUGGAGUCCGCAAUUAAAUGCCAUCAAACCGCAAAAAAUGUCGGGAAAAUGAGCCGGAAAAUGUGGUUGCUAUCUCUGCUGACGCUGGCAGCACUGCAACUGCGCUCGGGCAGCGAAGUGGCGGGACAUUUGAAUGUUUUCCUAAAUCCCGUGGAAGUGAUGCGUUUACUAGGUGUCUCUGCUGAGGUGUACUACGUUCGCGAGGGUCACAUAAAUAACUACGCCCUGAACUUUAUUGUUCCCGUACCGGCAAAUGUUAAGGACAUUAGUUUUACCUGGCAGUCGCUGGCGGGGCGUGGCCUGCCCUACAGCAUCAAUGUGGUCAGCUCCGAUCAGGAAGUGCUGCCCCGGCCGGCGAUCAAUGUGUCACACAGUGGAGAGAUCCCCACCAGCAUCCAAACCUGGGCCAUUGCCCUCAAGUGCAGCGGACUGAAGGCAGCGGAGGUGGACGUGACUGUUAGUCUGGAAGUGGUGCUGAAUCGAUCACUUAACAAUGUGACUCACCUGGUGUUUCGGCGCAAGAAGAUCUGCCUGGUGAGUGACAGUGCCGAGGGAUGGACGGAGGAGGAUGUGGACGAUCCCCAGCUGCUGGAGACGGUGAUGCUGCCACCCACCGGACUGAUCACCCUGGUGGUGGGUGUAUCCGUGGCCAUGGGCUCCGUGUGCCUGCUUCUGAUGAUAGCCUACUGUGUCAAGGGAGCAGCCAACAAGAGGCAGCAUCAUCAGCACGGCGGACAGCCCAUGAGGACGUCGAGUUUCCAGCGACUGAACACCCAUCCGCCUUGCCAGUCUUCCAUGGGUUCGGCGGCCUAUAUGACGCCAUCGAUUAUAGCCCCAAUUCAUGGUUCCUCGCUGCCUCGCAAAGUUCCCGUAUCCGUGGAGCAGCAGCAUCCGGAGGAGCUGCAUCGCCGUAUUUCCGAGUUGACCGUAGAGCGCUGCCGCGUACGACUCUCCAGUCUUCUGCAGGAGGGAACCUUUGGGAGGGUUUAUCGCGGCACCUACAACGACAACCAGGAUGUGCUGGUCAAAACGGUGGCUCAGCAUGCCAGUCAAAUGCAGGUGCUGCUGCUUCUCCAGGAGGGCAUGCUGCUGUACGGUGCCUCACAUCCCGGAAUUCUCUCGGUUCUGGGCGUUUCCAUCGAGGAUCACACCACUCCAUUUGUCCUCUAUCCCGCCCUGAAUAAUACCCGCAAUCUGAAGCUGUUCCUGCUGGAUCCGGCCUGUGCUCGCACAGUGACCACCAUUCAAAUUGUCAUGAUGGCCUCGCAACUGUCCAUGGCCUUGGAUCAUCUGCACAGCCACGGUGUGGUGCACAAGGAUAUUGCCACCAGGAACUGUGUCAUUGACGAUCAGCUGCGGGUGAAGCUGUCUGAUAGCUCCCUGUCCAGGGACCUGUUCCCCUCGGACUACAACUGCCUGGGGGACAGCGAGAAUAGGCCUGUGAAGUGGAUGUCCCUGGAGGCACUGCAGCACAAACAGUUCUCCGAGGCCAGCGACUCGUGGGCUUUUGGGGUGCUGAUGUGGGAGCUGUGCACUUCAGCUAAGCAACCCUAUGCCGAGGUGGAUCCCUUCGAGAUGGAGCACUAUCUGAAGGACGGCUAUCGGCUGGCGCAGCCCUUCAACUGCCCCGAUGAACUGUUUACGAUCAUGGCCUAUUGUUGGGCCCUUUUACCUGGCGAGCGACCGACCUUUGCCCAGUUGCAGUCUUGUCUUUCGGAAUUCUAUUCACAAAUCACGCGCUAUGUCUAGGACAUCGAAUCAUCCGAGGGGCGAGAGGCGAUCGGCUCUUUUGAAGAGACCCAGCGAUUUAACCUUAGUUAAACAAAGUCCUGUAGCCUACUUUACUAUCUUAUAACGAGAUUUGCCAAAUCGAAUGUUUAGCCUUGCCCAGGCAGGCCCUUCAUCUGUACAUAUAGUUAACAUAUUCAGCUCUUUAAGUACUUAUCUCUAAGAUUACUCUACGAUACACAUUUGACUCUCACCACAUAGAUGAAAUAGUUCAGUUUGCACAGUUCUCUUCUCUCAAUCCAUCAAAACUAGCUAAAACGAAAGCCGAAAUCAAAUAUAGUGAUAUUUAUCAAUAGGGUUAGUUAAACGCAUAAGAUUACACAUACAUAUUUAUGAUGCAUAUAAUACAUGUUGUAUGUUAAGCAUUUUUGACACUUUACCGUUUAUAUGAGAGAUUAAAACAUGAUAUACAAAUAUAUACACGUAUAUAUACACUCAUAUGUAUAUGCCAAAACAAUUCCAGAAA
Messenger RNA from Drosophila elegans, 2610 nucleotides. RefSeq names its product tyrosine-protein kinase Dnt (gene dnt). The coding region runs from base 357 to 2105 and encodes 582 amino acids. Gene Ontology annotation, biological process: positive regulation of kinase activity; axonogenesis; multicellular organism development. The record is from RefSeq and is a predicted model, not a curated record. Lineage: Eukaryota; Metazoa; Arthropoda; Insecta; Diptera; Drosophilidae. The transcript is spliced from 4 exons. Gene Ontology annotation, molecular function: protein kinase activity; ATP binding. Gene Ontology annotation, cellular component: signaling receptor complex.